CGUUGUCCAGGCCAUGGGCUUCAGGAGAUGGUGAUGGUGUCUGUGUGCCUCUGCUCAGAAGGUUACUCCCCGGUGAUCAUGGGCUCUGGCUCCGUGACCUACGUGGACAACAUGGCCUGCAGGCUGGCUCGUUUGCUGGUCACCCAGGCUGAUCGCCUCACAGCCGGUAGUCAUCAGACCUUGCUGACUCCAUUUGCCCUGACGGCGGGAGCUUUGCCUGCUUUGGAUGAGGAGCUCGUGCUGGCUCUGACCCAUCUGGAGAUGCCUCUUGGGUGGACUGUCUUGGGAAAUUACUCACUUGAAGUGUCUUUAUGCAGAGAGUCUCUUCUACACCUGGCUAUGAGAUGGGGCCUGCCUAAGCUGUCUCGUUUCCUCUUGUGUCUCCCUGGGGGAGUCCAGGCUUUGGCUUUACCCAAUGAAGAAGGUGCCACCCCAUUAGACUUAGCUUUACGUGCCGGAUACUCCGAGCUGGUUGAAGACAUCACAAAUUUCCAGGGCAGACGUUUCCCCGACUUUUCCCGGGUGCAGCUCAGUGAAGAUGCCUUCCUGCAGUAUAUUCACUCCUCAGAAACGCUGACCUUGACUCUGAACCACACGGCUGAGCAUUUGUUGGAGGGAGAUAUUAAACUCUUCAGGAAAUACUUUUGGGACAGAGCCUUUCUCCUCCAGGCUCUUGAAGAUCAAGAAGCCAGGCCGGAGGAAAGACAAGACAUGCCUUCCAGUGCUGCAGAAACUGAAGAAGGUAUGGAAGCUCCUUGCCCCUCCCUGAGGAACCCAGAGAGUACUCAGAAGUAACAAGUUAAACUGGUGGUGACAGUAGGUAGUGAAGCGUAGUAGAAACCGAUUCUUUCCUUUGGCUUUCUAUUUAAGAAUAUUUUUUAUUUUUUUGAAAUUAGGUGUGAGGAUAGGGUUAUAUAUAUUUGGGGGCAUGAUUACAUUAUCUAUUUAAUUUCAGGAUGGUGGAGGGGCAUUACAAAAUAUCUG
Panthera uncia (snow leopard) is the source of this 984-nucleotide messenger RNA. Its product is annotated as rho guanine nucleotide exchange factor 28-like. Gene Ontology annotation, biological process: cell morphogenesis; regulation of Rho protein signal transduction. The transcript is spliced from 4 exons. Bases 28 to 795 code for a protein of 255 amino acids. The record is from RefSeq and is a predicted model, not a curated record. NCBI's taxonomy places the organism in Eukaryota, Metazoa, Chordata, Mammalia, Carnivora, Felidae.